This is a messenger RNA of Chelonia mydas (Green sea turtle), 606 nucleotides long. It is a transcript of the gene ASIP, whose product is annotated as agouti signaling protein. The coding region runs from base 16 to 408 and encodes 130 amino acids. Gene Ontology annotation, biological process: positive regulation of melanin biosynthetic process; melanosome organization; hormone-mediated signaling pathway. Gene Ontology annotation, molecular function: melanocortin receptor binding; neuropeptide hormone activity. Gene Ontology annotation, cellular component: extracellular region. Lineage: Eukaryota; Metazoa; Chordata; Testudines; Cheloniidae. The record is from RefSeq and is a predicted model, not a curated record. The transcript is spliced from 3 exons.
UCUUUUCUCCCCAGGAUGGAAGAUAAGAGCCUCUUCCUUGCUUUAUUUCUCUGCUCCGUUUUGCUUUCAACUGCCUAUUCACACAUGAUCUUUGAGGAGAACAGAGACACCAGUCUGGCAACCAACAUCAAAAUGAAACUCCCAGAUCUCCCACCCAUCUCUAUAGCAGAAUUAACCAAAACAUCCCGGAAAGUAAGCAGGAAAGAGGCAGAGAAGAAGAAAGAAUCCAAGAGAAAGACCGAGACAAGAAAAUCCCGCAAGCCCAGGCCCACACACCCACCUAAUUGUGUGGCUACUUGGAAAAACUGCAAGCCACCCUCUCCCCCAUGCUGUGACUUCUGCACCUUCUGCCACUGCCGGCUUUUUCAGACUGUCUGCUACUGCCGAGUAGGAAACCCAAACUGCUAAACCCACACCAGGAAGGUAGUGCUGGAACUCUGUCAUUAACUGCUACAGAGUUUGUUUCAACCUGUUUUUCUCGUGUGUAUUGCAAGCGAAGUAUAGAGUCUUUGAAGCUUUCUGGCUGGCUUUGUGUUCCCCAGACCUGCAUGAAUGCUUACCUUAUGGAGCAAACACUAUGAUCCACAAGUCAAUCAUUACAGAGAG